AUGGAGCAUCCUUCAAACGCAAACAGCGAUAAGGGUGGGGGGCUCGAGCAUAUCGAGCCGGUAACAGAUGAAGUUUCAUUGGAAAGAGCCAAUGUGAAGACCGACGACUUUGGCGGAAAUAUUGAUAGUGAUGUAGCGGAAAAGAGACUCGUCAGGAAGUUGGAUCUAUAUAUUCUUCCUGUUCCUUGGUUCAUGCUCUUCUUCAACUUCCUGGAUCGAAGUACGAUAGUGAAUGGCAAGCUCGACGGGUUGGACAAGCAGUUACAUAUGAAAGGAUAUCAGUAUAACACCUGCGUAGCAAUAUUCUCCGUUGGCUAUAUAGCGGGACAGGUCCCGUCCAAUAUUAUUAUAAACCGGGUUCGUCCGUCAUAUUUCAUGGCCGGGUUCAUGACAGCGUGGUCCAUCACGACUCUAUGCACGUUCUUAGUGCGCGACUAUAAGACGAUGUUAGUCGCACGCUUGGUACUUGGCAUCGUGGAAUCGCCGUUCUUACCCGGAAUGCUAUAUAUGCUGAGCAUAUUCUACACAAGGAAAGAGAUUGCCACACGGAUAUCGAUAUUUCACACAGGCCAGAUGGCAGCAAGUGCUUUUUCUGGGCUGAUCGCCGCCCCUAUCUUUACGAAAUUAGGGGGAGUCUGUGGUCUUGCUGGAUGGCAAUGGUUAUAUAUCAUUCAGGGGUCGUUCUCGACAGUAGUCGCCAUAGUCGGGUUCUUUUUCUUGCCAGACAGCCCACUUAAGCACAGGUGGCUGACUCCAGAAGAGCGACAGUUAGCCCAUGACCGUAUUAUUAAGGACACUACAGAAAAACGUGAAGGUACUACGAGUGUUAUGAAGGGUUUCAAAGAAGCUGUGCUUGAUUAUAGGACCUGGUUAUUGUGUCUGGCGUAUAACUUUGAUAUCUCUAGUCAUGGUUUUCGGAGCUUCCUACCAACUGUCGUCAAAAACCUCGGCUUGGACAGAACCAUGGCCCUCGUUCUUACCUGCCCUCCUUAUAUCAUCGGCGCUCUGGUCUCGAUUAUCGUUAGCUGGUCUAGCGGUCGCUUCGACGAGCGAACAUGGCACAUCACACUUUCAAACGCAGUCGGAAUCAUCGGAUAUGCCAUUAGCAUGGCAACACUUAAUACUGCGGCUCGCUAUGCGGGAAUCAUGCUCUUUGUGGGAGCUUCCUAUGGUAUGAAUAAUAUCAUAUUAGGGUGGGCAAGCUCGAUAUUAGGCCAGUCAGACGAGAAAAGAGCUGUUGCGAUUGCUAUGUGUACUAUGUCUGGCGAUAUAGGCUCGGUUUAUACUCCUUACCUGUGGCCGGAUUCAGAUGCGCCGCAAUUUAUCAAGGCUAUGUCAGCAUCUAUUGGUUUCUCAACAGGAGUCAUUAUCUGUGCUUGGCUGUUGCGAACUAUGCUCAUGAGGACGAAUAAGAGGAUACGACAGGAUGGCCCAUCCGUUUCAAACUUUUAUGUGUAUUGA
Daldinia vernicosa is the source of this 1461-nucleotide messenger RNA. Its product is annotated as MFS transporter. Lineage: Eukaryota; Fungi; Ascomycota; Sordariomycetes; Xylariales; Hypoxylaceae. Gene Ontology annotation, biological process: transmembrane transport. The transcript has 7 exons. Gene Ontology annotation, molecular function: transmembrane transporter activity. Gene Ontology annotation, cellular component: membrane. The record is from RefSeq and is a predicted model, not a curated record. The coding region runs from base 1 to 1461 and encodes 486 amino acids.